Tarenaya hassleriana is the source of this 2116-nucleotide messenger RNA. Its product is annotated as chaperonin 60 subunit beta 1, chloroplastic. The record is from RefSeq and is a predicted model, not a curated record. Gene Ontology annotation, cellular component: cytosolic ribosome; chloroplast stroma. Bases 141 to 1928 code for a protein of 595 amino acids. Gene Ontology annotation, biological process: protein refolding. The transcript has 15 exons. Gene Ontology annotation, molecular function: ATP-dependent protein folding chaperone; ATP binding. NCBI's taxonomy places the organism in Eukaryota, Viridiplantae, Streptophyta, Magnoliopsida, Brassicales, Cleomaceae.
CUUCAUUUCUUUUAAGGGGAACGAGGCAGAUAAACCUACUUCUAUCCUCCGCUACCUUAUCCGGAAAAACCCCUUCCGGCGAAAAACCCUAGUUCUUCCUCCGAGUCUCCGCCCUUCUCCGGCAAGUGUGUGAGCUGAAGAUGGCGUCAACUUUCACUGCCACGUCUUCCCUCGGUUCCAUGAUAGCUCCCAAUGGCCACAUAUUGGAUAAGAAACUAUCUUCUUCGAGCUCAUUCGGGAGGAGACAGAACGUGGCCCCCAGAAGAGUCCGAUCUGCUGUGGUAUGCGCAGCCAAGGAGUUGCACUUCAACAAGGAUGGGACUACUAUAAAGAAACUUCAAACUGGUGUCAACAAGCUGGCAGACCUUGUCGGGGUCACACUUGGUCCAAAAGGGCGAAAUGUUGUUCUUGAGAGCAAGUAUGGGUCACCCAAAAUCGUUAAUGAUGGUGUCACUGUUGCUAGGGAGGUUGAGUUGGAGGAUCCAGUUGAGAACAUUGGUGCUAAGCUGGUGAGACAAGCAGCAGCCAAAACCAAUGACUUGGCUGGUGAUGGUACAACUACAUCUGUUGUCCUUGCUCAAGGUUUCAUUGCUGAGGGUGUCAAGGUGGUAGCUGCUGGUGCAAACCCUGUAUUGAUCACUAGAGGCAUUGAGAAAACAACUAAGGCUUUGGUCAGCGAGCUCAAGAACAUGUCCAAGGAGGUUGAAGACAGUGAGCUCUCAGAUGUUGCAGCGGUUAGUGCAGGGAACAACCACGAAGUUGGUAACAUGAUUGCUGAAGCAAUGAGCAAAGUAGGCCGGAAGGGUGUGGUGACUCUUGAGGAGGGGAGAAGUGCUGACAACAAUCUCUAUGUCGUGGAAGGGAUGCAAUUUGAUCGCGGUUACAUCUCCCCAUACUUUGUAACAGACAGCGAGAAAAUGUCAGCUGAGUACGAGAAUUGCAAGUUGCUUCUCGUAGACAAGAAAAUUACAAAUGCAAGGGAUCUUGUAGGAGUUCUAGAGGAUGCCAUUAGAGGCAGCUACCCGAUCCUGAUAAUUGCAGAGGACAUUGAACAAGAAGCUUUGGCAACUCUUGUCGUUAACAAGCUUAGGGGAACGUUGAAGAUUGCCGCUCUCAAAGCUCCUGGAUUUGGUGAGCGGAAGAGUCAAUACCUUGAUGAUAUUGCCAUUCUGACUGGAGCUACUGUAAUCAGAGAGGAAGUUGGUCUUUCUCUAGACAAAGCUGGAAAAGAAGUUCUGGGUAAUGCAUCAAAGGUUGUGCUCACCAAGGAGAGUACAACCAUUGUGGGUGAUGGAAGCACUCAGGAUGCAGUCAGCAAGCGUGUGGUCCAGAUUAAGAAUCUCAUUGAGCAAGCUGAGCAAGACUACGAGAAGGAAAAACUCAACGAGAGAAUUGCAAAGCUAUCUGGUGGAGUAGCUGUGAUUCAGGUCGGAGCACAGACUGAGACAGAGCUCAAGGAAAAGAAACUGAGAGUUGAAGAUGCUCUUAACGCUACAAAGGCUGCUGUUGAGGAAGGUAUUGUUGUUGGUGGUGGUUGUACUCUUCUUCGGCUUUCAUCCAAGGUUGAUGCCAUUAAGGACACUCUUGAAAAUGAUGAAGAAAAGGUUGGAGCAGACAUCGUCAAAAGAGCAUUGAGUUACCCUCUGAAAUUGAUCGCCAAAAACGCUGGUGUCAACGGAAGCGUGGUCAGCGAGAAGGUACUUUCCAAUGAUAACCCGAGAUUCGGAUACAAUGCCGCAACUGGAAAGUACGAGGAUCUUAUGUCUGCAGGCAUCAUUGACCCGACAAAGGUUGUCCGAUGUUGUUUGGAACAUGCGGCCUCGGUUGCAAAGACAUUCUUGAUGUCCGACUGUGUUGUGGUUGAGAUCAAGGAGCCAGAGCCAGUUCCCGUCGGCAAUCCGAUGGACAACUCAGGGUAUCCGUACUGAGAUGAAUGCAGACCGGAGGAGUGGGUUGAAGACAAGACAUAGGAGAAUAUUCCGGAGGAGAAUAGCUCUCCGGGAUAACGGAUUCAUUUAAGCUUGCCAGUGCGAGUGUAAUGAUUUUGAACCCAAGAUUGUGUUGCGAUCGAAUCGAAAUUUGGAAUCUUUUCAAUAAGAUGUUUGUCCUUUCGCCA